AUGAACCUCAAGAUGCCAGUUGCUCAAACUCCAGAUUAUCUUCAAUCUGUCGAAGAUCAUGCUAGGGCUACAAUCAAGACCCUCUUUGAUUUUCUUCAUGCCCAAGGCCAGGGAGAUUACCUCGGAGAACGAGUGACCCAGCUGGAACACUCACUUCAAUGUGCGCAUCUUGCCACUCGAUCUGCGGAGUACGCCAAUGAUCCGGAGGUCAUCCUUGCUGCAUUGUUACACGAUGUCGGGCGCUUUAUUCCCGCCGCCGAGAAAAUGGGUAAGAUGAUUGCCCCGGAUGGGCAGUAUGUUGGCCGCAUGAGCCAUGAGAUUCUGGGCGAGUCUUAUCUGCGUCAAAUUGGAUUCAGCGAGAGAGUGUGCCAGUUGGUUGGUGCACAUGUCAUGGCUAAGAGGUAUCUUGUUGCCACCGAUAAGGCCUACCAUGACGGUUUGAGUGAGACUAGCAAGCGGACUUUGCGCUUUCAGGGUGGAGGAUUCACUGAUCUGGAGGUACUCGAAGCACAGAAAGAUCCUUGGCUGCAAGCUAAGCUUGCGGUCAGACGAUGGGAUGACCUGGCCAAGGACCCGGACUGUGUAGUAUCUCCCCUCGAAGCGUACGAGGAAAUUGCUUACCACUGUCUGCUUGAUUCCAGAAGCAAGUUUACGUUGCAUUCGAGGGAAUAUAACCUCCCGACCCAGACUACGGUGGUGAUUUGCGUCGAUGGAUUCGACCCAGAGUACCUGGAAUCAGGAUUCAGGAGAGGGCUUCUUCCCACGUUCAAAAAACUUGUAGAGGAGGGGUUUCACGCUCCAGCUAAAAGCUGCAUGCCCUCAUUCACCAACCCCAACAAUGUCUCCAUUAUCACCGGUGCACCCCCAUCUUUCCACGGGAUUGCAGGAAACUUCUUCCUUGACCGAGAAACCGGCGAGGAAAAGAUGAUCACAGAUGACUCUUUACUUCGGGGCUCCACUCUGCUCGAACAAAUGUUUCAGAGAGGUGUACGAGUUGGCGCCAUCACAGCCAAGGACAAACUUCGCAAGAUCAUCGGGCAUGGUCUGAAAGGCGCGAUUUGCUUUUCUGCCGAGCGCGUCGCAGACUGCACACUCGAGGACAAUGGAAUUGAGAAUGUCGAAGAGUGGCUAGGCCAGUUGGGGCCAAGUCAAUACUCUGGCGAGCUAUCAUUAUUUGUCUUGGAUGCAGGAAUCAAGCUUCUUCAAGAGAGAAGAUCAGACUUUUUGUAUCUGACUCUCUCGGACUAUAUCCAACACAAACAUGCCCCAGGAAGCAAGGAAGCAGAUGAGUUCAUGGGUGCUAUUGACGAGCGUCUGCGAAAACUGAUCGAAUUGGCACCAAUCGUUGGCGUCACUGGUGAUCAUGGGAUGAACCAAAAGUCGAAUGAGCGGGGGGAACCGAAUGUCCUUUUCCUUGAGGAGGCUCUCAACGCAAACUUUGGUCUCAAUGCUACUCGUGUUAUCUGUCCUAUCACGGAUCCCUUUGUGCGACACCAUGGUGCGCUUGGAUCAUUUGUGCGUGUCUAUUUGAAGGACAUCACCAAGCUUCAAUCCAUGCUGUCCUUUUGCAAGUCGCUCCCAGAUAUCGAAGAGGUGCUUAGUCGAGAAGAAGCAGCCGAGAAAUACGAUAUGCCAUUUGAUCGAGAGGCUGACAUUGUUGUGAUCUCAAAGUCUCAUGCUGUGGUGGGGAGCAAAAAGUCAGAUCACGAUCUCUCGCAACUGAAAGAUCAUCCCUUGAGAUCACAUGGAGGUUUGAGUGAACAGCAAAUUCCAGUGCUCAUGUCUAAGCCAGUGAGUAGGCAAUUGGUAACUGGAAAGAGCUGGCGGAACUAUGAUAUCUUUGAUCUUGUUCUUAACUGGUCUGCUUGA
This is a messenger RNA of Penicillium verhagenii, 1869 nucleotides long. RefSeq lists its product as uncharacterized. The coding region runs from base 1 to 1869 and encodes 622 amino acids. The transcript has 3 exons. The record is from RefSeq and is a predicted model, not a curated record. NCBI's taxonomy places the organism in Eukaryota, Fungi, Ascomycota, Eurotiomycetes, Eurotiales, Aspergillaceae. Gene Ontology annotation, molecular function: phosphonoacetate hydrolase activity.